UGCCGUGCCUUCAGUCGAACGAUCGACGCUCGCUAGUACGGUUGCUGCUACAUUUCGUUCUUGCCGUUGAAGUAGGAAGGACCAAGUUCGGCGCUUAUUAUUCGUGUGACUUUGAACUACAGCGUGUGUCGUCUACAAGUGCUCCCAAAAAUUAAUCGUGAUCCAAGAAGGUGAUAGAGCUGCAGUCGAUCAAACAGUUAUUUUGGUGGGCCAAUCAUGUCAUUGAUCCUCGUAUUUUUGUGAAGGCAAAAGAAAGGGAAAAUCCAUCGCGAGUGUCUCAGCAUCUGCAAGAAGCUAUUUUCAAACGGAGGCGUUUCGUUCUGACGUCAUGAACCGACAUCACCAUCCACCAUAUCCGUCGGUUGCAUCAUUCCAAACAGCCGGAUUGUUGACGUCUAUCUGCUUCCUGUUUAUCCUACCGCAGUUUUUCAUGACCACAGUGAACGCUAUCGAUUGCUUCAAAUGCGUCUCGGUCAAUGGCGCAAAUCCAGCCUGCGAAGAUCCUUUCCACAAUAACUUCACUAGCGAUCUACUGGAAUCGCCUUGUUUGGGCGGACGUAAAGGACGCAAUGGCCUCUUUCCGGCCACGGCAUGUCUAAAGCUCGCCGGUCGUUACGACGAUACGGGCGAAACGAUUGUAGUUAGAGGAUGCGCUCUGGACAGUGGCACGACGACGAUCGAUACAGAAAUCAUACGCAUGUCUCACUGCGGAGGACUGUACUUUGAUGACAGAAAGAGAUCCAUCGCAUGCAUCACCAUCAAUCAGACACAGCAGUUCAGAUUGCCUUCCAUCGCUUGACACUCUAUCGAAUUUCCUAUUUUGCAUUUGUUGCAAGCGUUUUCGAUUAUGUUCAGAAGCACGUUGUACGGAAUGCUCUGUUAAUCACGUGUAUCAUUUUGAACGCAAGAUGAUCUUAAUGCUUUAUUGGGAAAGAACUGCUGUUGUAUUCUGCCUGCGUCGUUCACUCUUUUUCUGUUUACCCAAAACUGUAUAUACAAGUGUUUGAGACUGUUGUCGAGCAUCCAAUAUACAAACUCAUAGACUAUGUAUAUACAGUUACAUGGCCCAUCAACUUGUUUAUGUGACAAAGAACAAAGACGGUACGCCCUAGUGCGCCCAAUAGAAAACCAAGUUUUUACUAUCCUCCUAUAUAUACGUUGUCGGUUUGUUGUUUCAACUCAAAACAAUCAACUGCGCAUUUUGUUUUUCGUCGGAUGAAAACGUUGAAGAUCGUGCCCUUGGUGCUGGUACUCAAGCACUAAAUAUUGUGGGUCCCCCCCCCCCCAAAAAAAAAAGAAACAGUGUCAGCAGUGAGAUAUCCGAACGGUUAAGCCAUUGAAAUUCAAACGCGCAGUGCAAAUGCUCGCUGAAGCGAUUGAUUGAGCCUGCCUUCACUCUGUCCGACAAAGGAGAUUGCCAGCAUGAGGCAACUGCAUGGCUUGAUGGAUUACAGCGGCAUCAUCACUCUCACUCACGCCCCCUCUAUAAAUAUAUGUACCGCUCACGCACAGCACUCUUCGCACAGAAGCCAGUCAUUCUAUACACAUUGCAAUCUUUUUUUUUUAUUUAUUUUUUGUUUUGUAUUCAAUAUGUAGCUCUCAUACUCUUCAUUUUCAACUUUUUUUUUUUUUUUUCGCCACUCUUUCACAAUAUUUUAUAUUUUUUCUGUCUACGUGCCUUUUGUGUUAUGAAAAUGUUCACAUACGGCCGACGGAUGGAGGGCUCUCAAAGCGAGUGAACCGGGAGAGCCCGCUUCAUGUCUCCGUCUAUUUUUCACGUUUGCUC
Messenger RNA from Daphnia magna, 1786 nucleotides. RefSeq lists its product as uncharacterized. NCBI's taxonomy places the organism in Eukaryota, Metazoa, Arthropoda, Branchiopoda, Diplostraca, Daphniidae. The transcript is spliced from 5 exons. The record is from RefSeq and is a predicted model, not a curated record. Gene Ontology annotation, biological process: sleep; positive regulation of voltage-gated potassium channel activity; regulation of synaptic transmission, cholinergic. The coding region runs from base 329 to 799 and encodes 156 amino acids.